Molecule: messenger RNA, 4176 nt
Organism: Colossoma macropomum (tambaqui)
Lineage: Eukaryota; Metazoa; Chordata; Actinopteri; Characiformes; Serrasalmidae
Gene: flcn
Product: folliculin
Exons: 12
Coding region: 374-2032 (552 amino acids)
Biological process (GO): negative regulation of transcription by RNA polymerase II; positive regulation of transforming growth factor beta receptor signaling pathway; positive regulation of TORC1 signaling
Cellular component (GO): cytosol
Molecular function (GO): GTPase activator activity
Source: RefSeq, a predicted model, not a curated record
ACAGAGCGCGUGACUCUCCGUCACGUGACAGACGAACAGCGAUGGGGUGACUAAAAGGAGGAUUUUGUGAGCGGCGUAAACAUUAAACUCCGGAAAAGAUGAUAACAGUGAGAGGAAUGGAGUGAAAUGUAGAUGGGCUGCGAGUUAUUAACAUUAACAGUGAUCGUGAGACGGAAUAAUUAGCUGUAGGUGCUGUUAGUGUGUUUAUUAACGCUGCUUCAGUCAUAGUCAGUGUCGUUAACUAACUUAGCAUAGCUGACUGAGCUGCAGUUUAACCUGCGAGGCUGUUACUCUGUGUUGCGUUAUAAUGCCUUAUUACCGCUAAACAGAUCACCAGUCUUGUUUCUCUGGCAUCUGCGGGCUGUCAAUAACGAUGAACGCUUUAGUCGCUCUUUGUCACUUCUGUGAGCUCCAUGGGCCUCGGACGCUGUUCUGUACCGAAGCCGUCCACCCUCCAUCCCCAUCGCCCCCGCAGCCCGGCUCCGCUCUGCUGUGUGACCAAGGAGAGCGAGAUGGAGAGGGACUGACCAUGAGGGCCAACAGCUCCGCUACGCAGAGAGCCGACAUGUGUGAGGGCUGUCGCUCUCUCCCUGCGUCUCAUCCUGGUUUUGUCAGUGUUGACUCAGAGACUGGGAUUCGUUUCCUCAGCCAUCAGCACCCGCGGCAGCCUCAGCUCUUCAGCAUGGUGCGGCAGGCGUGCGUACGCAGCCUCAGCUGUGAGGUGUGUCCAGGCAGGGAAGGACCCAUCUUCUUUGGGGACGAACAGCAUGGCUUUGUGUUCUCACACACAUUCUUCAUCAAAGACAGCCUGGCGCGAGGUUUCCAGCGCUGGUACAGUAUCGUGAUGGUGGCCAUGGACAGAAUUUACCUCAUUAACUCCUGGCCUUUCCUGCUGCGCCACCUUAAACUCACCAUCCAGAGUCUACAGAGCACUGCACUAAAGGUGUUUGACACCGAACAAGGCGUGUGUCCUCAGAGAGCCGUUCGGAUGAACAGCGCAUUCUCACCUGCGGUGUUUCCUCACCAGCGCAGCGGGAACGCCGCCCGCUCUCUGACCUCCCUCACCCAGCACCCCAACCUGUGGGCCAGCCUGCACGCCUCGUUCAGCUGGUUGCUGAAGGCUUGCGGGAGCCGACUGACUGAGAAGCUUCUAGAAGGAGCUCCUACUGAAGAUACACUCGUUCUCAUCGAAAGACAAACAGAACAAGAAGAGGAGAUGAAUGCGGAGGGAGGUGGGAAUAAACCACAGCUCGGCCAAUCAGAGAGCGCGCAGGGCAGAGAUUUCCUCUGUGGUGAUGACGGGAAACCUGAAGAAACUCCUGGACCAAAGUUCAGGUCACUGAGGCAUCUGAGACAAGUUCUCGGUGCAGCGGAGUUUCGGCAGUUGGCGUGGCACGUGCUCAUGGGAAACCAGGUGAUCUGGAGAGGAACAGACAGAGGGCUCAUCCAAUCAGCUUUCAACAUUCUCAAGGCCUUGCUCCCAGUGGGUUGCGUCCGGGUGGAAUGGUACAGCUCGCACUAUGAAGAGGCGUAUCGAUGUAACUUCCUGGGUCUGAGCCCUGACGUUCAAAUCCCAGCUCACGUCAGUUCCUCAGAGUUCACAGUGUUGGUGGACGUGCUGAACAUGGAGCAAGGCUCUUUGCAUGCUGGGUGUGAUGAUGACAUUCUCUCACUGUACCAGUUCAGUAUCAGCAGCGCCAACACACAGCCAACAGACAAAGGUCCGACUCUGCUGAAUAAGCUGGAGGUCGCUCUGACUAACGAGAAUCUGUCUGUGGAGGUGGUGUCUCACUGCCUGCUCUGUCUGAAGGAGGAGUGGAUGAAUAAAGUGAAGGUGCUGUUUAAAUUCUCGAAGGUGGACGGCCGAGGCAGGGAGGACACUCAGAAGGUUCUGGCCCUGCUGGGGGCCACCGGCCCUGGAGAAGAGGAUAACGUACGCCUGCUCAAAUUCUGGAUGACUGGACUCAGCAAAACCUACAAGAGCCAUCUAAUGACGGCGGUCAGAGGAGUAGAGCGGACGCUGAGCCAGUGAGAGGAAGCUGGAGGAGAAAGACUUUGUGCUGGUCAUGGAGACGGCGUGCAUGAGUUAGGAGUUUUUCCUCGUUAGAGAACAUGUCUGUGGACUUUUCUGAGUUGCAGCUGAAGAAAGAAACAUGAUCACGUCUCAGGAGGUGGUUAUGAGCAUUAAAUGAGAAUACAUAAUCUUAAUAUGGCCGCAUAAUUUGUUCAACCUGGUCGCUCCACAACACGGACAAAAUACCACAUUAUGGUUACAUUGUAAAUACAUUUAUAUAUUCGUGAAAGUUCGGCUCACUCUUGUCUAAUUACACGUUUUGUUGAUUUUUUUAAAACCUCAACACAUCAUCUACAGUGAACGAACUGAAAUAUGGCAUUUUAGUGCACAAUUUCUUUUGCUGAUUUUAACGUAUUAGAAAAAAAAUAAACGUGCCAUAACUUUUAACACAGACCACAUUUUCUGUUUUAUUUUUUCCCUUUUUAUCUGUUAAAUUCAGCAAAUAAAUAGUAAUUGUGUGUUAAAAUGUGCAGUAGUGUGUUCUCCGUAGAGGACGUGUUCACUUAUUUUCAUUAUUAGAAAAUCAACAAAAUGUACAAUUUCACCAAAACGUUUGCACACGACUUGUGUGAGUAUAACACUGGAAUAAAUAAAGUUGAACGGAAUAGGAGUAUAAAAAUGAAUCAAUUUUAUGACUGAAUAUAGUGAAACAUUACACAGAAUGAAUGAAUAUAGUGUCAUGACAUCAUAAUAGGCUGCCGUCAAAUAAACAGAGGUGACGUCAUAAUGGGCUGCCGUCAUAAAUAAAUAGAGAUGAUGUCAUAAUGGGCUGCCAUCGUAAACAAAUUGAGAUGACGUCAUAAUGGGCUGUCAUCGUAAACAAAUUGAGAUGACAUCAUAAUGGGCUGCCGCCAUAAAUAAAUAGAGAUGAUGCCAUAAUGGGCUUCCGUAAUAAAUAAAGAAACAUGACAUCAUAACAGGCCGCCGUCAUAAAUAGAGAUGACAUCAUAAUGGGCUGCCGUCGUAAAUAAGCAUAGAUGACGUCAUAAUGGGCUGCCGUCAUAAAUAAAUAGAGAUGACGUCAUAAUGGGCUGCCGUCAUAAAUAAACAGAGAUGACGUCAUAAUGGGCUGCCGUCAUAAAUAAAAUGAGAUGACGUCAUAAUGGGCUGCCGUCAUAAAUAAAUUGAGAUGACGUCAUAAUGGGCUGCUGUCAUAAAUAACUAGAGAUGACGUCAUAAUGAGCUGCCGUCAUAAAUAAAAAGAGAUGACAUCAUAAUGGGCUGCCGUCAUAAAUAAACAUAGAUGACGUCAUAAUGGGCUGCCGUCAUAAAUAAAGAGAGAUGACAUCAUAACAGGCCGCUGUCAUAAAUAAUUAGAGAUGACGUCAUAAUGGACUGCCAUCGUAAAUAAACGCAGAUGACGUCAUAAUGGGCUGCCGUCGUAAAUAGACGCAGAUGACGUCAUAAUGGGCUGCCGUCAUAAAUAACUAGAAAUGACGUCAUAAUGGGCUGCCAUCAUAAAUAAAGUGAGAUGACGUCAUAAUGGGUUGGCAGCAUAAAUAAAUGCAGAUGACGUCAUAAUAGGCCACCAUACAAUCCGCUACAUUGUUACUAUGCAGUUUAUGCUGUUACUGUCCACCAGUUGUCGUUGCUGUUGUUGUUGUUGCUGUUGUUGUUUACAGGCUUUCUGUAAUUGUCCUAAAUCUUUUUUAUGAUCCAUGCUGUUUGGUCAGUGGUCUAGAAGUCCUGACCGCACCCAUCUUACUCAGAAAAGAGCUUUGUGAUGUAAUUUAUCAGAAUAACAGUUACAGGGAGCACAAAAUGACUAUACAGGUCAAUAUUUUAAUAAAAUUAGCUUUUCACCACCUGCACCACCUUCGAACUGGACGCUAGUACUUAUGCAGGUCUUUGUAUAACUAAAAUGCAACUACUGACAUAAAACUAUGCUUAACUUCAGUCUUUGAUUAAUUUUUAACUUUAUUUAUUUUUUUGCAUGGAAAUGUUUGUUGUUCUAUAAGUGGCUGUAUGCAAACAUGACCUUCUCCACUUUAAGGACCUGUGAUGUCAUCAGCAGUUGUAACUACUAACCAGUUCUAAUCUGCAGAUCAGAGGACUAUUUAUCUGAGGGUUGCCAGAUAGUGAAAAUAAAGAACUGAAAUAAA